Molecule: messenger RNA, 477 nt
Organism: Medioppia subpectinata
Lineage: Eukaryota; Metazoa; Arthropoda; Arachnida; Sarcoptiformes; Oppiidae
Source: the annotation of a GenBank genome assembly
AUGUCUUACUGUCAACAGAUAGGAAAGGAUCGGAUAAUCUUUGCCACUCCAGAGGAUCACUCGACGCCGUCGACUGUGGUGUUGGCCGAAGAGACUGUGGACGAGUCGAUGCGGGGCCUCAUUCUGACCAAUGGUGACAUCAACUGGAACUGCCCGUGUCUGGGAGGCAUGUCUUCGGGCCCGUGUGGCUAUCAGUUCCGCGAGGCGUUCAGUUGUUUUCAUUACUCCCAGUCGGAGACCAAAGGCCAGGAAUGUAUGGAGAAGUUCGCCGCUAUGCAGGACUGUAUGACACAAUACCCUAACCUCUACCCCAACGACAAGUCCGCCGCCGACGACGCCUUUCCAGAACCCGAAGACCACUCGGAGGCCAACGCCGGAGCCGUCGAUACCGUUAAUGAUAAGGCAGUCGAUAAACCGGCCGAUAGUAGUGAUGGUCACUCGUCGACGAAGACUCCGACCGACUCCUCAAAGACAUGA